CAUUUCAGUAGUUUCCGUUAAUGCGUUCGCCACGUCGAGUUAGCUCCUUAUUUUUUUCUCCUUUCGCGUUGACGCGUAAUUACGAUUAAAAUAUGAGAGCCUAAACGAACCGAAGGAAACAAUUGAGCUAAAAACAGCGGAAAAGCGCCGGAAAAUAAGCAAACAAAAAUUCGAACGUUUUUGUUCGUGUGCUGUGAAUUGUUUUAUUUUAUUUUUUGUGGUGUUUGAGUGACUGCGGCAAGAUGCCUCUGUAUUCGGAUUCGACCAACUAUUACUAUAGUGGCGGCAGCAGCCAACUGUAUUCGCCGUACUAUAGUUCCGGUUUGGGCCUCAAUUUGGGUCUGGGCUCAACGCCCGGAUCGAGCUAUACGUCCAGCUAUAACCGCUCGUAUCCGGCUAGUUAUAUGGUGCCCCUGAGUCCCUCCUCUCCAAGAUCGCCGAGUAGCUAUACCAGCGGCACUUCCGGCGGAAGUAGCUCCCUCCAUGGCUUGGGCUCCAGAUAUCAACCGAAGUUGACCACAAUCACGGAGACGGGCAGGCACAGUGGUCACUCGAGUUUGAUGCCCCUCACCAGAAUCAAUUCACCAAAGUACAGUACAUCGGUGACCACUCCAAGUUAUACUUCAUCUGGUGCCAGUAGUCGAUAUAUACCAGCCAGACCUAUAGCUAUUAAUACAGCUGAUAUCGAUGUGAGUUCCUCGAGAUAUCGCAGGGGUGUGACCACCAGAACGGAAGAAAAAGAAAAGGAGAAGGAGCCACCGAAGGAGGAAGUUAAGCAAAAGGAGGAGGAGGUUAAACCCUCGCCCAAGGAAGCACCUCCCGAAAACCCAGAUCCCAAUGCCCAAACAAGACCCAAUCGCAGGUCCACCAUCAAAAGAAAUCGCCCUGUCGUAAGACUCUCCACCAUACGAAGACGCAGCAAGGAACGCAGUGCCGAGAGUCCCAAGAAGGAGGCCCAAGUCCAGGAACAUCAAUUCAGGGACUUACCCCCUGCCACAGAACCCAGUUUGAGUUGGCGCCAAAAGUUGGCAGAAGAAUUGGCCGCCUUUCCCACAACCAGCAAUAAGAAAUCACCCGGAGAAUUGCUUCGUGAGAGAUUCUACAUACGUGAUGAGAAGGAGGAACUACCCAGUUUCAAUCAGGCCAGAGUUCAGGAACUUAGUCAGCCACAAACUGCUCAGAAAACCCAAAACCAGGAGGCUGAAAUAAGACCAAAAGACGAAAAGGAACUUGAUAAGGAGGGUUCAGAUCUAGAGGAAAUGCAGGAGACCAUCAGACGUUUGAGCCUGGUGCAAUGCCCCACAUUUCAUGACAUUUGCGAGGAUAUUUCAUCGGAUAAGAUCGAUGAUGAUCUGAAUGCAGGGGAACUUAGACGUAGGGCCUCCAUUAUUCAGGAACAAGAACAGGAGAUACUGAACAAGUUGCAGAAAUCGAAUUCCGGAACCUUCCAGUUGAUCCAUCUGGAGCGUAGAUCCAGUCACGAUAGCACCACCACAAACGAUGAGGAUCACAAGGAGAGAUCAAAAAGGCGUUCCAAGAAAAGCAAGAAAAUGCGCCACAAGAUCACCGCCAUUGUGGAGGUGGAAAAUGCCCCUCAGAUUCCAGUGGAUCACAUGCCAAGUGUCCUGGAGUUGAACGAGGAGUCCCUAUUGGUGCAGCCAUUGGUGUCCAUUUCCGGUUCCGGUUCCAGUUCCACCCCAAGCCCCAGUCCCAAGCCAAAGUUCACCGUGAAUGUGGAGACCGUGGAGGAGCAUCAUCAGAUACAUAAGGUCUUCAAAUUGCCCAAGAAAAAGACAGGGCCCAAGGAUCAAAAGGAAGAGGAAUCCUCGUCGUCUUCUCUGCCCGAAGGAUUCAUGAAGGCUGCCCCGAAAACGGCCAAGACAUCGCCUCUGAAGAAGGCCCCAAAACAGCAACAUGUCAGUGAAGCACAGAUUUUCACCUUUGAUGAGGCAGCCAUACAGCAAAAUGAUCUGGCCAACAAACAGGAAUUACAACAACCCAAAACUGAGGCCAAAGUUGAGGGCGUGGCCACGCCCAAACCCAUUCGAAAGGCCAUCCAAAAAUCUGAGAGCGGUGAGGACUUUUGGUCGCAAAUUGGUUCCAGGGAAACACUGUACAUGACCAAUCGCAAAAAGGUCUUCAACGAGCGACAGGAGCAGCUCUUGGAAGAGGAAGUCCCGAAAUCCCCAACAACGCCCAAGGAAACAAAGACAGAUAUAAAGACACCAACGACACCCAAACUCAAGUCGGAACUUCUCAUCGAGCUAAAGACAACACCUUCGACAGUGACAACAGGGGGUAAGGCACCCAUACAAAAGGUAUCUUCAGUACCACUAACUCCAACGAAAGUGAAUACUAACCAAGUGGAAGUACAGAAAGCAGAAUCAAGCAUACCAAAAACCAAGGCUAUUACACUAUCGACAUCUGAAAUAGACUCUUUAACAACUAUCUCAGCCAAGACAACCACCGAUGAUACUAAAUCAAAGUCAACAACAACUGCUGCGCCUAAAAAAGACCUACCAAAACUAAUAACAACAGAGGAGGCUAAGUCAACAAUAGCAACCAAGCCAACAGCUGCGACACCAACAAAAGAUUCACCAAAAACACCACAAACUAAGGUGAAAAUAUCGCCAAAACCAACAACACCACAAGCAAAGCCAGAUACACCAACAAAGGAUUCGGCUUUAACACCGCCAAUCAAAGUGGAUAAACCAACAAAAACUUCACCAACUAAAGCAGCAACAGCAAUAAAGGACUUAACAACAACGACAACAAAACAAUCACCAACAACACCAAUCAAGGAUUCAACAACAACACCAAUCAAGGAUUUACCAGCAACACCAAUCAAGGAUUCACCAACAACACCACAAAUAAAAGUCGAAACACCAACAAAGGAUUCUCCUACAAGAAAGGUUAUUACACCAACAGCACCACAAGCUAAGACAGCUGCAUCAGCAGUACCACCAAAGGUUGAUACACCAGCAACACCCCAAGCCAAAGCAGCAACACCACAAACAAAGGUUGACACACCAACAACACCCCAAGUCAAUGCAGCAACGCCACAAACAAAGGUUGACACACCAGCAACACCACAUAAAACAACACAACCUAAACCAGCAACAGAUGAAAUCAAGUCAAAGACAACAACAGCUAAGAUUGCCAUGACAGCAGCAACAACAAGUGUUGCUGUUGCAGGAAAAACAAUAUCACCCAAGGGGGCCAAGCAAUCUGGCAACGCCGUAGCCAUGACAACAGCAACACCAACAGCAACAGCAGCAACAGGCAAAUCAAAAUUGAACGAAACAGCAGGGCCAAAAAUAAAUAGCGGGCAGCCGGCCAAGUCACCUGAACAACAACAGGCAACGGCAGCCGCGGUUGAAACGAAAAUAAAUAAAACAACGCACAAGGAACAACAGCAGCAGCAACAGCAACAGCAGCAAUUGCCCGACACGGCAGCAACAUUGGUGCCACAAACGGAAACCAAAACGAAAUUGACGGAAGCCGCUGAGCCAACGGGCAAGUCAAAGGUGCAAUCACCGAAAACGACAAAGCCAAAAAGUGCCGGCAAAACAAAUGUUGGCAAAAAGAAAGCUGCAACAGCAACGCCAGCAGCAACGGCAACAGCAACGCCAGCAGCAGCAGCAACAGAAACUGUAACAGCUUUGUCUGAGAGCAAUGUGACCCCAAUCAAUGCCGAUCAAUUUAUAACGCUGGCCCCCACAAAGGCGGCCAAAACAUCGCCGAACAAGCAACAAGCAUUGCAAGUGCAACAGCAACAUGAGCAGCAUCAGCAGCAACAGGCCACAAAUGCGUCAUCGCCGGCGGCAACAGGCGAUGCAACCACAACGCCCACAACGAUAACAAUUGGUGUUGCUGCUGUUAAUGUUGCUACUUCUGAUGUUGCUGCUGCUACUGAUGCUGCUGCUGCUGCUGUUACCUCGCUCAACAGCAGCAACAACAGCUGCGGCGAAGGCGUCGGCAAUAAUUUAUCAAAGUUUGCAACAGUAUCGAAUUUGGCACAGUGUCUGCGAGACGUUGAUGCCGAGCUAGAGGACUAUAUACCCUCGUCGGCGGAAAAUAGCGACGAGAGCAACAGCGACGACGACGACGACAGCAACAUCAGUUCCUCCGAUUAUUCCAGUGUUGACGGUUGUUUGAAUCUAAGCGCCAGCAUGAAGAAGAAGCAGCGCAAGGAGAAGAAGAAGCAAAAGGCGAAAGCCGCCGCCGCCGCCGAUGCAAAACGCUUCGAUCCGCACAAGAAGAUCAAAAUCGAUACGACCAAUAAGUGUUAUGUGAAGGAGGAGGCGCCACGGUAUCCACUGGUGGCCACACCGCGUCCCCUGUGGAAGCGGGAGAAGAUCGUCUAUUCGGAUGAGAACACAGACGAUGAAAGCGGCAGCGAGGAGGGCAGCGGUGGCUCCUUGGACGAGGAUAGCGACGAUGAGAGCGGCGGCGAGGAGUGCAGCUCCUCCAGCAGCAGCGGCAGCUCUGAGGAUCUCGAGGUGGCCACCAAGGGGGGCAGUUCGGCGGCCACAACGGUUGUGGACUCACCCAGUUCCGCCGGCUCGACUGCCGGAACUCUAAGCGUCACCGGCGGGGGAGGUGGUGGUGGUGGGGGUGGCGCCUCCACCUCCAGCUCGCCCUCCAUCAUCCGGAUGAGCACCUGCAGCAACGAUUCCGGAUUCGAAGGCGGCACCGCGCCCUCCAGUCCCAAGAAGAUGUUAGAAUGUGACGUGAAUUGUCACAAGAAAUGCGAGCGGCUCACGGCCAAUUUAUGCGGUGUCAAUCAGAAACUCAUCGUCGAGGCACUCAACCACGUGAAGCGAGGAGCCCGAGAAGCCCGUGACUCACCCAGUACACCGCCCAGUUUGAAUCCAGCCUAUAAAAUCGAGGCCAGCGAAGAACACGAUGAAACAUCAUAUACAUAUUCACAAUUCCAAAAAUCCGGACGUUUCACUGCGCCAGCAACAGUAAUACCUAGAUUUAAGAAUUAUUCGGUAGAUGAUUUCCACUUUCUGGCCGUUCUUGGCAAGGGAAGUUUUGGCAAGGUUCUGCUGGCUGAGCUGCGGGAUACCACGUACUACUAUGCCAUUAAGUGCCUGAAAAAGGAUGUCGUUCUGGAGGACGAUGAUGUGGACUCCACGCUUAUUGAACGCAAGGUCCUGGCCCUGGGCACCAAACAUCCCUAUCUGUGUCAUCUAUUCUGCACCUUUCAGACGGAGAGCCACUUGUUCUUCGUGAUGGAGUAUCUGAAUGGCGGUGAUCUCAUGUUCCAUAUCCAGGAGAGCGGACGCUUUUCCGAGGAGCGGGCCAGAUUCUAUGGCGCCGAAAUAAUCUCGGGCCUCAAGUUCCUGCACAAAAAGGGCAUUAUCUAUAGGGAUCUCAAACUGGAUAAUGUCCUACUGGAUUACGAGGGACAUGUUCGAAUUGCCGACUUUGGCAUGUGCAAAUUGCAAAUCUAUUUGGACAAGACGGCCGAUAGCUUUUGCGGCACACCCGAUUAUAUGGCGCCCGAAAUCAUUAAGGGUGAAAAGUACAAUCAGAAUGUGGAUUGGUGGUCGUUUGGUGUGCUGCUCUAUGAAAUGCUGAUCGGACAGUCACCAUUCAGUGGCUGCGAUGAGGACGAGCUCUUCUGGUCCAUUUGCAAUGAAAUUCCAUGGUUCCCAGUCUAUAUAUCCGCCGAGGCCACCGGAAUACUCAAGGGGUUGCUGGAGAAGGACUAUACGAAGCGUAUUGGUUCGCAAUACAGUCCAGCUGGUGAUAUAGCUGAUCAUAUAUUCUUCCGCCCCAUCGACUGGGGAUUACUGGAAAAGCGGCAAAUAGAACCGCCCUUUAAGCCCCAAGUGAAACACCCCCUGGAUACGCAAUAUUUCGAUCGCGUUUUUACCAGGGAAAGGGUGCGACUCACCCCCAUCGAUAAGGAGAUACUGGCCUCCAUGGAUCAAAAGCAGUUCCACGGCUUCACCUACACAAAUCCUCACAUCACCCUGGACUAAAGCCUAAUUAAUAUCCUAAUUAAUUAUUUAGAGCAACAGUAUUUGUAUAUGUAAAUAUUUAUUAUGGAACAAAAAAAAAAAGAACAAAAGGAUUAACGACCAAAGAAUUUGAAAAAGAAAUCGAAAUUUUAAUAGCCUUUAGUUAAGUCUUGGAACCCAUUUAAAUUUUGAGCGUAAUUCUAGUCAGUUAGCUAUACUUUAAUGUCUAAGUCUAAUUGUACAGAUAUCCCUCCUCAUAUUUACCUAUAUAUAACCUACGCAUAUAAAUCUUUUUUUUUUGCAAAUUAUUUGUUCUUAAAUUUAGUGUUUAAGCAAAGGUCUACGUCUAUGAGAAAUAAAAAAGUAAAAAAUUUA
Molecule: messenger RNA, 6350 nt
Organism: Drosophila suzukii
Lineage: Eukaryota; Metazoa; Arthropoda; Insecta; Diptera; Drosophilidae
Source: RefSeq, a predicted model, not a curated record